CUCCACCCCAUCCGUCCAUAACACGAAGCGCGCGCCACGUCCCAUUUCAAGCAGGAACGUGUACAAUCGUACGUAGAAAAUGAAUAACAACAUUAACGGAACAGUGGACGGGCGUAAUACUGUGGAAUACUCCUCGUUAGAUGCCUCGGUGAAGGAGUUGGUCGAGGCUGCGAUCAAAGUGCGUAACAACGCUUACUGCCCGUACAGUAACUUCGCCGUGGGAGCGGCACUAAGAACGGUUGGGGGAGAUAUCGUGACCGGAUGCAAUGUGGAGAAUGGCACGUUCGGUCCCAGCGUGUGCGCCGAAAGGACGGCUGUAUGCAAAGCCGUUAGUGAAGGCCAUCGCGAGUUUACAGCCGUGGCGGUGGUAGCUUUCCAGGAAACGGAGUUUACCGCACCCUGCGGUACCUGCCGCCAGACUCUGUCCGAGUUCAGCCGUAAAGAUAUUCCCAUCUAUCUAGUCAAACCAUCGCCAGUGCGUGUGAUGGUAACAUCCCUCUUUCAACUACUGCCCCAUGCCUUUUCACCCACCUUCCUGAACAAGUAACGGCCACACACGAAACCGUUCUCGAAAGCACAGAGAAUCCCAUGAUCGUCCCGCACUUGAACAUGGUGCGCGACAAAGGGCACCGAAUUAUCAGCUAUUACGUCAAGAACAUUAUGGCGCGGGUGUGUCUGGUAGUGUUAUCUGUAAAUUAACUUAAGCUUUAAUCGGGCAAUCUUAUCUGACCGUUGUACGCUUUGUUGUUUUUUUUAUCUUAAAGAAUGGUAAUAAACUUUUGUUUUCAUGAG
Molecule: messenger RNA, 792 nt
Organism: Anopheles aquasalis
Lineage: Eukaryota; Metazoa; Arthropoda; Insecta; Diptera; Culicidae
Product: cytidine deaminase-like
Cellular component (GO): cytosol
Molecular function (GO): zinc ion binding; cytidine deaminase activity
Source: RefSeq, a predicted model, not a curated record